GAAUAAGUCUUAUUUAUUUGGCUUUUUAUCUUACACCACGUAUUGGAUUGAAGAAACUUUAUCAAUAUAUUAAUAAUUUUCAUGAGAAAUGGGCUUAUGAUUAUCUUUUGAUUCCUAAUUAUAUUGUAAUUAUCAUACUAACAGUUUAUCCAGCAAUC
Molecule: messenger RNA, 158 nt
Organism: Racocetra persica
Lineage: Eukaryota; Fungi; Glomeromycota; Glomeromycetes; Diversisporales; Gigasporaceae
Source: the annotation of a GenBank genome assembly